Molecule: messenger RNA, 2106 nt
Organism: Cherax quadricarinatus
Lineage: Eukaryota; Metazoa; Arthropoda; Malacostraca; Decapoda; Parastacidae
Source: RefSeq, a predicted model, not a curated record
AUGAUGUCUGCAGGUGGAGCCAGGGAGGAAGUGUGCUGUUGUAAUUCUGAAGGCAUAACGGCGAGAAGUGUGGACCACACCAGCACUCAGGGCCAGACGUGUGGACCACACCAGCACCCAGGGCCAGACGUGUGGACCACACCAGCACUCAGGGCCAGACGUGUGGACCACACCAGCACUCAGGGCCAGACAUGUGAACCACACCAGCACUCAGGGCCAGACGUGUGGACCACACUAGCACUCAGGGCCAGACGUGUGGACCACACCAGCACUCAAGGCCAGACGUGUGGACCACACCAGCACUCAGGGCCAGACAUCACUCAGGGCCAGACGUGUGGACCACACCAGCACUCAGGGCCAGACGUGUGGACCACACCAGCACUCAGGGCCAGACGUGUGGACCACACUAGCACUCAGGGCCAGACGUGUGGACCACACCAGCACUCAGGGCCAGACGUGUGGACCACACUAGCACUCAGGCCAGACGUGUGGACCACACCAGCACUCAGGGCCAGACGUGUGGACCACACUAGCACUCAGGGCCAGACGUGUGGACCAAUCUCCUUGCUCCUGCAACACCAACAACAACAGCAACAACACCAACAACAACAGCAACACCAACAACAACAGCAACAUCAUCAACAACAACAGCAACACCAACAACAACAGCAACAACACCAACAACAACAGCAACACCAACAACAACAGCAACAUCAUCAACAACAACAGCAACAACAACAGCAACAUCAUCAACAACAACACCAACAACAACAGCAACAUCAACAACAACAACAGCAACAACACCAACAACAACAGCAACACCAACAACAACAGCAACAUCAUCAACAACAACAGCAACAACAACAGCAACAUCAUCAACAACAACACCAACAACAACAGCAACAUCAAAAACAACAACAGCAACAACACCAACAACAACAGCAACAUCAACAACAACAACAGCAACAACACCAACAACAACAGCAACACCAACAACAACAGCAACAUCAUCAACAACAACAGCAACAACAACAGCAACAUCAUCAACAACAAAGCAACAACAGCAACACCAACACCAACAACAACAACAACACCAACAACAACAGCAACAACACCACCACCAACACCACCAACAACAACAACAACAUCAACAACAACAACAUCAACAACAACAGCAACAACACCAACAACAACUGCAACAACAUCAACAACAACAGCAACAUCACAACAACACACACACAACAACACAACAACACCACCACCAACACCACCAACAACAACAACAUCAUCAACAACAACAACAACACACCAACAACAACAACACAACAAUCAUCCAACAACAACACCAACAACACCACCACCAACACCACCAACAACAACAACAACAACAUCAACAACAACAGCAACAACACCAACAACAACUGCAACAACAUCAACAACAACAGCAACAUCAUCAACAACAACACCAACAACACCACCACCAACACCACCAACAACAACAACAUCAUCAACAACAACAACAACACCACCAACAACAACAGCAACAUCAAAAACAACAACAGCAACAACACCAACAACAACAGCAACAUCAACAACAACAACAGCAACAACACCAACAACAACAGCAACACCAACAACAACAGCAACAUCAUCAACAACAACAUCAUCAACAACAACAACAACACCACCAACAACAACAACAACAUCAUCAACAACAACACAACAACACCACCACCAACACCACCAACACAACAACAACACAACAUCAACAACAACAGCAACAACACCAACAACAACUGCAACAACAUCAACACACACAGCAACAUCAUCAACAACAACACCAACAACACCACCACCAACACCACCAACAACAACAACAUCAUCAACAACAACAACAACACCACCAACAACAACAACAACAUCAUCAACAACAACACCAACAACACCCCACCAACACCACCACCAACAACAACAACAACAUCAACAACAACAGCAACAACACCAACAACAACUGCAACAACAUCAACAACAACAGCAACAUCAUCAACAACAACACCACCACCAACAACACCAACAACAACAGCAACAUCAUCAACAACAACAGCA